AUGUUGCGAGGUGCGAGGGAGCUGGCGCGUCGGCUCCCUCUGGCGUCGGGGUCGGGUCCGUCCUCCCGCGCGUGGGGCGUCGCCGCCUCGUCGCGGGACGAUGCGCGGGAGUCGACGUGGAUGCCCCGCUCCAUCUGCCGACAGAGGCGGGACGCCGCGACGUCGUCUCGCGAGGACACCAGGCCGUGCUACGGCGGCGACGCGCGGAACCACAUCGGGCUGGAGUUCAAGCUCACCGCGGACGACGCGCAGCGGGCGCUGAGGAAGUGGGCAAACGCGAAACCCUUUCGGCCGUGGUCGCUCGUGGACGGCGAUAGACGCGAGCCCACGCUUCGUCCGGUCUUCCUCCCGUACUGGAUCUUCGACGUCACGGUAUCGGUCAAGUACCGCGGCAAGGUUGGCUUCGACGCGGGCGAGAAGAAGGAGUGGGUCGAGGUGGACACGUGGCGCGACGGGGGCACGACGACGUACGAUUCCACCCGUUCCGAGGUGCAGGUGUGCGCGAGCUUCGCGCACAGGCGCGACCUCGCCGCCGCGGUCACCGGAGCGCACGUGGGCAGGUUACCCGCGACGGGAGCGGUUGGCCAAAGCCAAAACCAAAACCAAAACCAAAACCAAAACGAUGUGACGAUGGUGCCGAUGCCGGACCCCGCGGACGCCGCGCUUCGCGCCGCGCGUUCGGGCGCGGGGCCGCCGGGUUCCGUCGAAGUGGAGCGUUACGGCAUGAAACGCUCACUCGCCUGGGAGCUCGCGUCUCGUCGGAUACGCGAGACGGAGCGAGCCAAGGCGAGGCGAAGGCUGCUCGAGUCGCACAAGGCUACGUACGCGAAAGACGUGGUGCUGGACGUCGAGUUGCACCCCGGGCGCAGGGUACGGGCCGCGCGUCUGCCGUGCUACAUCGCGCGGUUCACGCACGGCGAGCUGCAGGGCGUGGAUAACAAGAUAUCCGACGCCGUGCACCACGCCUUCGUGUGCGGAUACACGGGCAACGUGGCGGUGCACGACGAAAUCGUGUGCCAGAAUAAGGUGAGAGCGCUGACGGUGCUGGCGUGUUCCGUCCCGGGGCUCGCCGCGGCGUACGCGUUCGGACCGGAACACUACGGCACGAUCGCCGCGCAGACGGUGGGCGCGUCCGCGGUGCUGAGCACCGUGAGCGGGAUAGUCGCCAGGCAAUUCCCCCGAGUCGCCAGGGAACGGGAGGAGGCGGAGAGGGUCGCGGACGAGGAGAGCGCCUUCGCGGCGGCUAUGCGUCACGGCGCCGCUUCUGGGUCGGGCGACGGCGCCGGUGUCAAGGCGGCGUGGAUGGACGAGCCCGUGCAGCAGCGGAGGGACGACGUCGAGUGGGGGCGGUGGAAGGAGACGGACAAGGGUAACUGGGACGAGCACAAGCGGGAGGAGUGGGCGGCUUCCAUCUGGCAGUGGCAGAAAAUUCGCCGGCGAGAGCGAGAGGAACGGCGGCGCGCCGAGGAGAUCAUGCGCGCGAGGAUGGAGGAGGCUGAGCGUCGCGACGAGGAGAAGGAGAAGCGAUGGGGGCCGGGGUGGAGGACCGGGGGCCCGCGGGCGAGGGGCGGCCCGGGAGGGGGGUCCUCGUCGCGCGGCCGCGACGUCAAGGGGUAUUACCGGCUGCUCGGCUUGCACAAGAAGACACACCGCGCCACCGCGGAGGAGAUCAAGACGGCGUACAGGCGCGAGGCCAUGGAGUGGCACCCGGACAAGCACCAGGGAACCGACGCGAAAGAAAGGGCGGCGAGGACGUUCAGGCAGCUGCAGAAGGCGUACCAGGUGCUGGGGAACCAGCAGGAGCGGGACGUGUACGACGCUCAGUAA
Molecule: messenger RNA, 1827 nt
Organism: Micromonas commoda
Lineage: Eukaryota; Viridiplantae; Chlorophyta; Mamiellophyceae; Mamiellales; Mamiellaceae
Exons: 2
Coding region: 1-1827 (608 amino acids)
Source: RefSeq, a predicted model, not a curated record